AUGUCCAGCGAUCGCCGUGUAAAAACUCUCAAGAUGCGGCUGAAGAGCUUGAUAGCAUCACUCAACCUCAUCAAAACCUUCGUCGAUGACUUCGAUGAGGGUACGCAAGCUGACGAGAUUCCCGUUCGGCUAGAGAGUCUAACCAAACUUUGGUCGGACUAUAAUACCGUGCAGAGCGAGCUGGAGACACUCGACGAGAGCACCCUCGACGCAUACCUGAAAGAUCGUAUGGGCCUCGAAUCGUCCUACUAUCGAGUCAAAGGUUUUUUGUUAGCCCACAAUAAAUCCCCGUUAAACCAAACCAUCCCAAAUAGCAGUCAAUUUGAGGCACAACUCCCUCCGUCGACAUCGCAGGUGCGAUUGCCGGACGUAAAGCUACCCGUUUUUGAUGGAAGACUCGAUAAUUGGCUCGUCUUCCAUGAUUUGUACGUCUCGCUGGUCCACUCUUCGGCUGCUCUGUCUAAUAUUCAGAAAUUUUAUUAUUUGCGGUCAUCCCUAUCAAAUACGGCCCUUCAGCUUAUUCAGUCGAUUCCGAUAAGUGCCAAUAACUACCCGGUGGCAUGGAAUUUACUCUUGAAGCAUUUCCAGAACACGGCACGACUGAAGCAGUCAUACGUGGACGCACUAUUUGACUUCUCUGCGCUAAAACGUGAGUCAGCUGCGGAACUACACAACUUAGUUGAGAAAUUCGAGGCCAACGUAAAGGUUCUUCAGACAUUGGGGGAACAGACACAACACUGGGACAUACUUCUCAUCCGAAUGCUUAGCAUCCGCUUAGAUUCAACAACAAGGAGAGACUGGGAGGAGCACUCGUCUUCUAAGGAAGUCGUCGAAUUUAAGGACUUGACGGAAUUUAUCCAGCGACGUGUAUCAGUUCUGCAAUCUUUACAUACAAAGAUCAUCGACAAUCUGCCGUGUAAUCAGAUGAAGAAGCUAGCUCAACGUUCCGUGUCCAGCCACGGUGCCAAUCAGAUCAGUCCUAGAAAGUGCCUCGUUUGUUCAGAUCAUCAUCCCCUAUACUCGUGCGGGAGUUUUGCGAAGAUGUCGACCGAAGACAAGGACAAGGAAGUACGUCGUCAUCAGCUUUGUCGAAAUUGCCUGAGAAAGGGUCACCAUUCUAAGGAUUGCUCAUCGUCUUCCAACUGCCGCAAGUGUCGUGGUCGUCACCACACGCUACUUUGUCACGAAUCAUCCUCUCCAUUAACUUCGAAGUCUCUCAGCCCUCAACAAUCAAAACUGGUAGAAGCGUCUCAGAUAACUGAUUCUCCCACUACUUCUGCGUCCGCAAAAAUAAUCGAGUCGGUCAGCUGCUCCUCUGCUGGCCACAAACAGCGAACAGUUCUUUUGGCUACAGCGGUCAUCAUUCUUGUUGACGACAACGGCGUCGAACACAUGGGACGUGCUCUGCUGGACUCGGGAAGCGAGUGCUGUUUUAUAACGGAACGUUUCUCACAACGCAUGAAGGCUCAGCGAAGAAAGAUCUACCUUCCAAUCAGUGGCAUCGGCCAAUCAUCUACACAAGCCAAACAGAAGUUCACUUCCAUCGUUCGUUCACGAGUUGGUGAAUACAAGACCAGCGUAGAAUUUCUUGUUCUUGCCAGCGUCACCAUAGACCUACCAUCUACGUCCGUCGACACUUCGACGUGGGACUUUCCACCUGGCAUACAACUUGCCGAUCCAUCGUUCGAUAGCACCAACCCGAUCGACAUCAUAAUCGGAGCCGAGAUAUUUUUCGAGUUGUUCCGAGUCCCCGGCCGAAUUCCUCUCGGGGACCAUCUUCCGGUGCUGGUAAAUUCAGUAUUUGGCUGGGUAGUUUCAGGAAAAUCCACCGUUAGCACAUCCAAUCCUCCAGUUGUCGCGAACAUCGCUACCGUCACAGACGUUCAUCACCUCAUGGAACGGUUUUGGAAAAUCGAGGAGGAAAGUUCACCUUCCACCUACUCCGUUGAAGAGCAAGCCUGCGAGCAGCAUUUUUGUCAAACCGUGUCACGUACCACAGAGGGCCGAUACGUAGUUCGCUUACCUUUCAAGGAAGCCGUUCUUGAGCAACUUACCGAUAACCGUCGGACUGCUGUCCGUAGGUUUCAUCUGCUACAAAGUCGUCUAAUCCGGAAUCCUGAUCUACGCCAGCAGUACAAGGCGUUUAUAGACGAGUACCUCGACCUUGAUCAUAUGGAGCGGAUACACGACUACGAAGAGCCAAACGUCAAACGCUUUUAUCUGCCACAUCAUGCAGUGCUUCGCGAAGACAGCACAACCACGAAACUACGGGUCGUCUUCGACGCUUCGUGUAAGACUCCUACAGGGCCAUCAUUGAACGAUGCACUAAUGGUUGGGCCAACCGUUCAAGAAGACAUACGGUCAAUCACAAUGCGUUCCCGGAAGCACCAGGUCAUGAUAGUCGCAGAUGUUAAAAUGAUGUAUCGCCAGGCUCUUGUCGAUCCUCGAGACACGUCAGUCCAGCUCAUCGUAUGGAAGCCUUCUCCAGACCAGCCGAUGGAAACCUACAGGUUAAAGACUGUCACGUAUGGCACUGCUAGUGCACCAUUUCUCGCAACGCGGGUAUUAACUCAGUUGGCCAAUGACGAAGGCUCUAAUUUUCCUUUAGCAGCUCCAGUUCUGAAGAAAGAUUUCUACGUGGACGAUCUCUUUUCCGGAGGCAAAACCGCAGCGGAAGUAAUCGAGCUGCGAAACCAGCUAGAAGGCCUCCUAGCAAAGGGUGGUUUCCAGCUACGUAAGUGGGCCUCAAAUGAUGAAGCUGUCCUUGACGGGAUUCCACCUGAAAACCGUGCCGUGCAGACAUCAGUAGACCUUCACCGGGACCAGGUAAUCAAAACGCUCGGUCUCUACUGGGAGAUAUCAACUGACUGCCUGCGCUACAAAAUUGAAUUGCCGUCGGACUCAGCAAAUCUACUCACUAAACGGCUCGCCCUCUCGCUUAUUGCACGCCUCUUUGACCCGCUCGGCUUAGUGGGUCCAGUUGUUACGACCGCUAAAGUGUUCAUGCAAAACCUUUGGACCUUGAAGGACGAAAAGGGAGCACUUUGGAGUUGGGAUCGUGAACUACCAAAUGAGUACCAGACGCGAUGGAUCAAUUAUCAGUCCCUGCUGCCAAACUUGAACAAUCUCCGCAUCAAUCGCUGCAUUUUGCUACCUGUACCUGAAACCGUCCAAGUCCACAUUUUUGCCGACGCCUCACAACUCGCCUACGGUGCCUGUGCUUAUGUCAGGUCCACUAAUACAGCUGGGUUGGUUAAAGUAGCUCUACUCUCUUCCAAAUCACGGGUUGCACCUCUCAAACAACUCAGCAUUCCUCGACUUGAACUGUGUGGCGCUUUAAUGGCAGCAGAAUUAUACGAGAAAGUAAAAUCAUCGCUACAACUCGACGCAGAUUAUUAUUUCUGGCUCGACAGCACCGUCGUACUGUGCUGGCUUAACGGUUCGCCGUCUGAAUGGAACACCUUCGUCGCAAACCGUACUUCCAAGAUUCAAAUUACCACCCAGAACUGUACGUGGAAUCACAUUGCCGGCCUGGAGAAUCCAGCAGACUGCCUAUCUCGUGGGAUGACUGCACAUGCGAUACUUAAAUUCGAUCUCUGGUGGCAUGGGCCACAAUGGUUACACCUUCAUCAACGUCACUGGCCGGUAGGAGCUAGCAAAUUUGAUCAACCAUCUGCGGCAGUUCAAGAAGCACGUCGCGCAUCAGUAGCAGCACCAUCAACUCCGAGCGAACCAUCUUUUGUCGACCUGCUCGUCGAAAAAUUUUCCAACUUCCUGUCCCUUAUCCGGAUAGUUGCUUACUGUCAUCGUUUUAUUCGAAACUGCCGAACUGCACCAAGCGAACGACCGAAAACCUCACUCCUCAACGUCGAUGAUCUAAAUGAAGCUGAAAAUAGUAUCAUCCGAUUAGUUCAACAGCAAUCGUUCAGCGAAGAAUGGAAGCAGCUGAAAAACAAUCAACCAGUGUCAUCGAAGUCCCGUCUCAAAUGGUUUCAUCCCUUCGUAUCUUCGGAGCAGCUGAUUCGAAUAGGUGGAAGGUUAGGAAACGCACUGCAACCAUAUGACGUCAAGCAUCAAGUUCUUCUUCCUCGAUCGCACCCAUUUUCGCUUCUCUUGAUCCGUAGCUACCACGAAAGGCAUCUUCACGCCGCUACCCAAUUGCUUCUAAACCUACUACGACAGCGCUACUGGGUCAUCGGAGCCAGAAGCCUAGCCAAACGAGUGAUCCAUAGCUGCGUUGUUUGCUUUCGAGCUCGUCCAAAAAUGUUGGAGCAAUUUAUGGCAGAAUUGCCAGCAUCACGAAGCACUGCGAAUCGACCCUUUUCCACCACAGGAGUGGACUACUGGGGACCCAUCUUCCUCAAACCCACUCAUCGACGAGCUGCACCAGGAAAGGCUUACGUGGCAGUAUUUGUAUGCUUCUGCACCAAAGCGGUGCAUCUAGAAUUGGUUUCCGACCUGACCACAGCCAAGUUCAUCCAAUCACUUCGUCGGUUUGUAUCUCGCCGAGGAUUGUGUACAGACCUAUACAGCGACAACGGGAGGAAUUUUCUGGGAGCCGCUAAUGAGUUGAAGCAAUUAGUGAACAGCAAGGAGUUCCGGAAUGCCAUCGCUCAGGAAUGCAAUGCACAACAAAUUAGAUGGCAUUUCAAUCCACCCAAAGCGUCAAAUUUUGGUGGUCUGUGGGAGGCUGCCAUACAAUCGGCUCAAAAGCACUUCAUUCGAGUCCUCGGAAAAAACAGCCUUCCGUAUGAUGAUAUGGAAACCCUUUUGUGCCAAAUUGAGUGUUGUUUGAACUCGCGACCACUUGUUCCACUAAGCGAUGACCCAUCGGACUACGAACCCUUGACACCAGGACAUUUUCUUACUGGAUCCCAACUAAAAUCUGUUCCUGACGUCGAUUACACCGGAAUUCCUACAAACAGGCUCUCGAAGUGGCAUCACGUCCAGAAAUUGUACCAGCAGCUGUGGAAGAGGUGGCAUCUGGAAUAUCUUUCCACUCUGCAAACUCGUUCCAAAUGGCUCCAUCCUCCAAUCCAAGUUCGAGAAAAUGAACUAGUUCUUCUUUGCGACGAAAAUUGUCCUCCGAUGCAUUGGCGGACGGGCAGAAUUCAGGCAACACAUCCCGGUACCGACGGCGUCAUCAGAGUGGUUACUGUCCAAACACCUAAUGGUCAAUUCGUCCGUCCGGUGAAUAAAAUCUGCCUUCUACCAGUAGCAUCAUCAUGCGACCAACAAACAACAACCGCGAAGUAA
Ochlerotatus camptorhynchus is the source of this 5256-nucleotide messenger RNA. RefSeq lists its product as uncharacterized. Gene Ontology annotation, biological process: DNA integration. The record is from RefSeq and is a predicted model, not a curated record. Lineage: Eukaryota; Metazoa; Arthropoda; Insecta; Diptera; Culicidae. The transcript has a single exon. Gene Ontology annotation, molecular function: zinc ion binding; nucleic acid binding. The coding region runs from base 1 to 5256 and encodes 1751 amino acids.